GAAGGUGUGACCAUAAGAAUUUAUGUAUUUUACGUAUUAGUAUGAUAACACUUAUGUCCAUUUCAGAAUUUAUCCCGCAUUGUGCACCCAGGGAUUUGUUUACGAUAAAGCGAUAAAGAACGGAGAUGCCCUCAUUUAAUGUGGGUGGAUAGAAAGGAAUUGAAUCAUUUAAAAUUUUAAAUAUUAAUUUUUAAAUCCGUCUUAUUAUUUAAAAAGACAAUUUUUAAAACGUUGUAGCUAAUAUAAAAGACGUUUUAUGGAUAAUCGAGCCCUUAUAAUUACAUAUAUGUUCUAAUGAAUGCAAAGGUUAUACCAAAAAUCCCAACCCCACCUUCUUCACACGCAAGCAAAUAACAUAUUGGAGCACCACGUUGGAGCAGCAGUCUCUCAAAAACACAGGAGUGAUGGAUCUGCUUUCACUUUUAGGAAACGUAUAAAUAACAACCGACGUCAAAGAUUUGAGAUGAAGACGGUAGCAUCCUGGCAGCAUCGGACAGUGGCCUUCUUUGUGGCCAUUUGGCUGCCAUUCUGCCUUGGCCAGACCACGCCUUCCCCUCAGCACCAUGGUAGCAAACUUAAGUUCCGAUUGGCUGGCUACCCACGCAAGCACAACGAGGGACGUGUAGAGAUCUUCUACCAGGGCGAGUGGGGCACCAUUUGUGAUGAUGACUUCUCCUUGGCAAACGCGCAUGUGCUUUGUCGCCAUUUGGGUUUUACUUCAGCCAUAGGUUGGACCCACAGUGCCAAGUAUGGAAAGGGAAUAGGGAAGAUCUGGUUGGACAAUGUGCAGUGUGUUGGCAGUGAGAAGAGCAUAGACCUCUGUAAAUCCCGAGGCUGGGGCAACAGCGACUGCACCCAUGAUGAGGAUUCCGGCGUGGUUUGUAAAGAUGAGAGGUUGCCAGGUUUUGUGGACAACAACAUCGCUGAGAUGGAAGUGGAUGACAACAUUGUAGAAGAGAUCCGCCUCCGCCCUGUAGUAGCAUUUGCCAAGACGAAGACGCCCAUCACUGAGGGUAUAGUGGAGGUGAGGUACCGGGAUGGCUGGGGUCAGAUCUGUGACCUGGGCUGGACCCCCAAGAACACACACGUCAUUUGUGGUAUGAUGGGAUUCCCCUAUGAGAAGAAAGUCAACAAGAACUUCUAUAGACUCUUCACAGAGAAGCAGCAAAACUACUACCACCUCCACUCAGUGGCCUGCACUGGCACCGAAGUGCACCUCUCCAGCUGCAGUGUGAAGUUCAACAGAGGGAACAGCAGCACUAGCUGUGCAGGGGGCAUGCCAGCUGUGGUCAGCUGUGUCUCUGGCCCACAGUUUGCCCAGGCCUCUGGUCAAAAGAAGAAACUUAAAAUAUCGAACACCGUGAGGCUGAAAGCAGGUGCCCGGAUUGGAGAAGGCCGAGUGGAGGUGCUGAGGCACAGCAAGUGGGGCAGCGUGUGUGAUGAGCGCUGGGGCCUGCAGGAGGCCAGUGUGGUGUGCCGGGAGAUGGGCUUCGGCAGUGCCAAAGAGGCCCUAAGAGGGGCCCGCAUGGGCCAGGGAUUUGGGCCCAUCCAUAUGAAUGAGGUCCAGUGCACAGGACAGGAACGGUCCAUCUGGAGCUGUCAGUACAAAAAUGUUACCUCAGAGAGCUGCCAGCACACACAAGAUGUCUCCGUGAGGUGCAACGUACCUUACAUGGCCUAUGAAAACACGAUACGCAUCACAGGGGGGCGCACACGGUACGAGGGCCGUGUGGAGGUGGCAACCACAGACAAGAAUGGAACUCAGGGCUGGGGGUUGAUCUGUGGAGAUGGCUGGGGUACACUGGAGGCCAUGGUAGUUUGUCGGCAGCUGGGCCUUGGCUAUGCUAAUCACGGCUUGCAAGAAACAUGGUACUGGGACAGCAGCAAUGUGACGGAGAUGGUCUGGAGCGGUGUGAAGUGCACAGGGGAGGAGAUGACCCUCAGCCACUGCCUGCACCAGAAAAGUGGUAGCUGCCGUAGGGCGGGGGCACGCUUCUCGGCAGGUGUCAUCUGCGCUGAGACUGCCCCGGACCUGAUCAUGAAUGCCACACUAGUCCAAAGCACAGUUUACAUUGAGGACCGGCCCCUGCAUAUGCUGUACUGUGCGGCUGAGGAGAACUGCCUCUCCAAGUCAGCCGCCAACGCCAGCUGGCCCUAUGGCCACCGCCGACUGCUGCGUUUCUCAUCCCAGAUCAACAACGUUGGCCGUGCUGACUUUCGCCCCAAGGCCGGCCGCCAUUCCUGGGUGUGGCAUGCCUGCCAUGCGCAUUAUCACAGCAUGGAUAUCUUCACUCACUACGACCUGCUCUCUGCAAACGGGACCAAGGUGGCCGAAGGGCACAAGGCCAGCUUCUGUCUCGAGGAUAGCGACUGCAAUGAAGGCGUUGCGAAGCGGUAUGCAUGUGCCAACUUUGGCGACCAGGGGAUCACAGUGGGCUGCUGGGACUUGUAUGCACACGACAUAGACUGCCAGUGGGUCGACAUCACUGACGUCAAGCCGGGACAUUACAUCUUUCAGGUCGUAAUAAACCCAAACUUUGAAGUAUCAGAAAGCGACUUUACCAACAAUGGCAUGAAAUGUAACUGCAAAUAUGACGGGUAUCGAAUUUGGUUGCACAACUGCCAUCUCGGUGAUGCAUUCAGUGAAGAGGCAGAAAGAAGCUUUGAGAAGUACCCUGGACAGCUCAGUAAUCAGGUUUCCUAAGCAAUACUAGGCUCAGCAGGAACAUUCUUAAGGAAUAUAGCCAACCUUUAUCUUGAAUGGACUCCCUUUUAACCUUUGAAUUUGAAUGUCAUUUCCUGUUCAUGUCAACAACCCAUAAAGUACAACAAAUCAAUAUACACAAUUUUGGAGUAUGGUGCUAUGAUUGUAUACCAGCUGAAAUUUCCAGUAGUCUAAAUGGGAGUAUCUGUGAAGGUGUCAGGUAUGUUAACAGUAUUAUGCUGGAAUAUGUAGUAAUUUUUCAUAAACCAACCAAGUAUUCAGAUUUUUAUUAUGCUUUCCAACACAAAUAAUUCUGUUUUGGGUCUUAUACAAAUGUUUUGUACUACUAUAUUACACAUACAAAGAAAUAUAAGAAAUGUUUGUCUGAGUUUUUGGUUAUAAAAUAUAUAUGCAGGCAAUCCCUGGAUUAAAAACAUUUGACUUAUGGACCACUGGUACUUACGAAAUGACUGCCAUAAAGCAUAUUAUAAGAUGAGAGAGGCCUGUAAUUUUCACCAUAGGUAUACCUCAACUAUGAGAGACAAAAGGAGACAAAGAAAUCCAGAUAAUCACAUUGACUGAAUUUUAAAGAAUUUAUUUACAAAGUAUGGUGGAAAAUAAGUAUUUGGUCACCUACAAACAAGCAGGAUUUCUGGCUCUCACAGACCCGUAACGUCAUCUGUAAGAGGCUCCUCUGUCCUCCACUCGUCACCAGUAUUAAUGGCACCUGUCUGAACUCAUUAGCAGUAUAAAAGACACCUGUCCACAACCUCAAACAGUCGUACUCCAAACUCCAUUAUGGCCAAGACCAAAGAGCUGUCGAAGGACACCAAAAACAAAAUUGUAGACCUGCACCAGGCUGGGAAGAGUGAAUCUGCAAUAGGUAAGCAGCUUGGUGUGAAGAAAUCAACUGUGGGAGCAAUUAUUAGAAAAUGGAAGACAUACAACACCACUGAUAAUUUCCCUCGAUCUGGGGCUCCACACAAGAUCUCACCCCGUGUCGUCAGAAUGAUCACAACAACGGUGAGCAAAAAUCCCAGAACCACACGGGGGGACCUAGUGAAUGACCUGCAGAGAGCUGGAACAGGUCACCGUCAGUAACACACUACGCCGCCGGGGACUCGGAUCAUGCAGUGCCAGACGUGUCCCCCUGCUUAAGCCAGUACAUGUGCAAUCCUGUCUGAAGUUUGCUAGAGAGCAUUUGGAUGAUCCAGAAGAGGAUUGGGAGAAUGUCAUAUGGUCAGAUGAAACCAAAAUAGAACUUUUUGGUAAAAACGCUACUCGUCGUGUUUGGAGGAGGAAGAAUGCUGAGUUGCAUCCAAAGAACACCAUACCUACUGUAAAGCAUGGGGGUGGAAACAUGCUUUGGGGCUGUUUUUCCGCAAUGGGACCAGGACGAUUGGUCUGUGUAAAGGAAAGAAUGAACGGGGCCAUGUAUCGUCAGACUUUGAGUGAAAACCUCCUUCCAUCAGUAAGGGCAUUUAAGAUGAAACGCGGCUGGGUCUUUCAGCAUGACAAUGAUCUGAAACACACCACCCGGGAUGGAAGGAAUGAAGGAAUGGUAAUGGUAUAGCCAGUCUCCAGAUCUCAACCCCAUAGAAAAUCUUUGGAGGGAGUUGAACGUCCGUGUUGCCCAGCGACAGCCCCGAAACAUCACUGCUCUAGAGGAGAUCUGCAUGGAGGAAUGGGCCAAAAUACCAGCAACAGUGUGUGACAACCUUAUGAAGACUUACAGAAGAUGUUUGGCCUCUGUUAUUGCCAACAAAGGUUUCAUUACAAAGUAUUGAGAUGGACUUUUGUUAUUGACAAAAUACUUAUUUUCCACCAUACUUUGCAAAUAAAUUCUUUUUAAAUAGUUUUUUGCCCCGUUUUACAUGCACAACAUUGUGAUAUUCAUGAAACAUUGAGUGGCUUCAGAGGUUCAUCUGCUCGAGGUACAGUACCGUAUGUCCUUUUGUUAUUACUGUAUAGUUAUUAGUAUUAUGUACUGUAUUAUUAUUGUUCCUACUUAACGACAAAUUCAACUUAGACAGAUUUAGAGAACGGAUCAUGUUCAUUACCAGGGGACUACCUGUACAGUGAAUUGUUAAUCACAAAAUACAUUCCAAAGUUACAGAUAAAAAUGUAUUUCAAGGAAAUAAACCAUUUCAGAUGGGA
Molecule: messenger RNA, 4861 nt
Organism: Brienomyrus brachyistius
Lineage: Eukaryota; Metazoa; Chordata; Actinopteri; Osteoglossiformes; Mormyridae
Product: lysyl oxidase homolog 3B-like
Exons: 14
Coding region: 299-2704 (801 amino acids)
Biological process (GO): peptidyl-lysine oxidation
Cellular component (GO): membrane
Molecular function (GO): protein-lysine 6-oxidase activity; copper ion binding
Source: RefSeq, a predicted model, not a curated record